This is a messenger RNA of Drosophila takahashii, 495 nucleotides long. It is a transcript of the gene SelG, whose product is annotated as Selenoprotein G. Gene Ontology annotation, biological process: endoplasmic reticulum calcium ion homeostasis; calcium ion transport. Lineage: Eukaryota; Metazoa; Arthropoda; Insecta; Diptera; Drosophilidae. Gene Ontology annotation, cellular component: endoplasmic reticulum membrane; Golgi apparatus. The record is from RefSeq and is a predicted model, not a curated record.
AUCCCCAGUAAUGUUUUGAUACGUCGUUGUGAAAGAUUAGAAAUACGUCUUGAUAAAUUUGUGCAAUAAAUUGAGGCUGGCUGGAGCAUCCUGGAUGAAAGCGAGGCGCCAUGGUGUACAUCGACCAUAAUGGGCGCGUGUGGGAGAAGCGUCCUUGGGAUUGGCGACGGAUAGUGGAGCUCUUUGUGGGGAUAUGGUUUGCCAUUAAGCAGCUAUUCCUUACCUUCCUGGCUCCCUUCACGGGCACCGAUAACCAGGCCAAUCCACGUCGUGGAAAUGGAUGGGGUAGUGGCGGUGGUGGCGGCGGUGGAUGGGGUGGUGGAGGAGGAGGAGGCGGCGGUGGCGGAGGAGGUGGUGGAAGACCUGGAACAGGAGGUCUAAGGCCAAACCGCCGUAUUGGACGCAUCCAGCCGUCAAUGAGCUGCAAUAUGCCAGCGGCGGGUGGAUGAGGAUAGUAGCGACAUCCGGUUCCCAAAACUCUUUUGGGAGGAUGUC